AUGGCAAAAAUGAGCCUCUCUUCCUACGUAUUAUUACUAACUUUUGCUCUGUUUUCUCAAGGUAUUUUGCUUUCGGCUUCCAAGUCCAUAAGAAAUUUAGAAGAUGACAUGGUACUUAAUACAUUUAGGAUGGGAAAAGCCUUUCAGAAGGAAGAUACCGCAGAAAAAUCAGUCAUUGCUCCUUCCCUGGAACAAUAUAAAAAUGAUGAGACCAUUUUCAUGAAUGAGGAAGAAAACAAAAAUUCAAGAAACACAGGCUCCAAACAUAAUUUCUUAAAUCAUGGUCUGCCACUGCAUCUGGCUCUAAAGCCUUAUCUUGCACUAAAAGGAUCGGUAGCCUUUCCAGCUGAGAAUGGAGUUCAGAAUACUGAAUCAACACAAGACAAGAGAGAAAUUGGGGAUGAGGAAAACUCUGCUAAAUUUCCUAUAGGAAGGAGAGAUUUUGACAGUGAGUAG
Molecule: messenger RNA, 456 nt
Organism: Lepus europaeus (European hare)
Lineage: Eukaryota; Metazoa; Chordata; Mammalia; Lagomorpha; Leporidae
Gene: PMCH
Product: pro-melanin concentrating hormone
Exons: 2
Coding region: 1-456 (151 amino acids)
Biological process (GO): behavior; chemical synaptic transmission
Molecular function (GO): type 1 melanin-concentrating hormone receptor binding; melanin-concentrating hormone activity
Source: RefSeq, a predicted model, not a curated record